AUGGUACUUUUUGAGAAGAGAAGGAAGAUAUCCAAGGCCCUAAAAGGAUUCAUACUACCAGCAAUAAUUCAUCAGCUAAAUGUAGCCUCAAAGGGACUGAACCAUCUGAAGGCAACUAAGGGUGGACCCAACCAAGCAGAGGUGAUAGUCAUGUACAAUGAUGAAGUUGUCAAGAGGCAUGUUGUCUACCUGGACCAACAUGAGUGUACAUGCAGAGAGUGGCAAGUGAGUGGCAAGCCCUGUCCCCAUGCACUGGCAGUCAUAACAACUGAAAGGCAGCCAAAUAUGGAGCAAUAUGUGGAUGUGGCCUACUCAGUGCACAAGUUCCAAGCAGCAUAUGCAGGAAUGAUUCCUGUCAUCACUGAUAAGAGCCAAAGGGCCGGGAGUUGA
Miscanthus lutarioriparius is the source of this 390-nucleotide messenger RNA. The record is from the annotation of a GenBank genome assembly. NCBI's taxonomy places the organism in Eukaryota, Viridiplantae, Streptophyta, Magnoliopsida, Poales, Poaceae.